Messenger RNA from Salvia miltiorrhiza (redroot sage), 510 nucleotides. RefSeq names its product probable calcium-binding protein CML46. The record is from RefSeq and is a predicted model, not a curated record. The coding region runs from base 1 to 510 and encodes 169 amino acids. Gene Ontology annotation, molecular function: calcium ion binding. The transcript has a single exon. Lineage: Eukaryota; Viridiplantae; Streptophyta; Magnoliopsida; Lamiales; Lamiaceae.
AUGGAGCUGCGACUGGCAAACAUUGUUUCAAACCUGCUGCUGUUGCUGUUCAAUUCCCUCUUCGGCGACGUCGAGAAAUUCAUAACGAAGGUUCGAUUUCUCCUAGGAAGUUUUUCGACGAUUUCGUCAAGCCCUUGUAAUGAACAAGUCCUCCAUGCUUCGAAGGUUGGAGAAGGAAUGAGCAUUGCAGAGAUGAAUAUGGUGAUGAACAGAUUAGGAAUGACGAGCAUUAAUGGGAAUUCAAGCGUCGGAGACCAAGAUUUGGCAGCGCUGUUUGAGGAGGAAGAGCCCAGUUUCGACGAGAUUAAGGAAACAUUUAGGAUUUUCGAAGCAAAUAAUGAUGGGUUUAUAGAUGCUAGUGAUUUGCAUAGGAUUGUUUCCAGCUUAGGGUUGAAGGAAAGGUAUGAUUUGGAGGAGUACAAGAGGAUGAUCACAGCCUUUGAUACUAAUGGAGAUGAGCUCAUUGAUUUUCAAGAGUUUCUCAUAUUUACGGAAAAAUGCCUUUGUUAA